This is a messenger RNA of Neocloeon triangulifer, 6570 nucleotides long. RefSeq names its product cell adhesion molecule Dscam2-like. Gene Ontology annotation, cellular component: plasma membrane; axon. The coding region runs from base 106 to 6159 and encodes 2017 amino acids. Gene Ontology annotation, biological process: axon guidance; cell-cell adhesion. The record is from RefSeq and is a predicted model, not a curated record. Gene Ontology annotation, molecular function: protein binding. The transcript has 33 exons. Lineage: Eukaryota; Metazoa; Arthropoda; Insecta; Ephemeroptera; Baetidae.
CAAACAGCCCGAAGGGAAGCCACCCCACGCCAAACGUCCGCUUUUCACCGCACACGCACGUGACAACCUAAAUACCGUAUUUCUACGUCUGCCCCUCAUGACGCCAUGCAGAUAAUUUGGCCAGCUUUUCUCGGCCUCCUACCAGGUUUGCUGGCACUGAGUUUGCAAGGGCCCGUGUUCAUCCAAGAGCCGCCCUCGUCGGUGGACUUUUCCAACUCGACGGGCACCAUCCUCGGCUGCUCUGCCCUCGGCAAUCCGCCGCCCACGGUCACCUGGCUCGACGCCUCGAACCGCGAGUUGCCCACCGUGAUCCGCUACAGAGAGAUUUUGAGCAAUGGCAGCCUCUUCUUUCCACCGUUUCCACCUGAGGAGUACAACCCCGAGGUGCACGCCGCUUCCUACAGAUGCAGGGCGACCAACACCGUCGGCUCCAUCGUCAGCCGAGAGUGCAAAAUCCGCGCAGACGUGUCGCAGACUUAUCAGCUGCAGGUGCAAAAUGUGUUCGUGGUGCGCGGCAACUCAGCGGUGCUGAAAUGUUCCGUGCCAAACUUCAUGAAAGGCCUUGUCGUCGUCAGUUCUUGGAUGAAAGAAGAUCCGGUGCUGGGACGAACUUCCAUUCAUCCUGGUGGAAGGUUUACUAUUACUGCCGGCGGUGCUCUGCAAAUCAGAGACGUCCAGAACGAGGACGGAUACACUCGUUUCAUGUGCCAAGCGAUGCACAAACUCUCGGGGGAGCGGCGCGUCAGCAUGCCUGGCCAGCUUAUCGUCACAGAUCCUGACGGCAACACGGCGCCUCGGAUCGAGCAGUCAGUCUCCAGCAUUAACGUGCCAGUCAACACGCCAGUCGAUUUGAUGUGUUCAGCCCGUGGAUUUCCACCGCCCUCUUUUCGGUGGUACCGAGAGAGUGGUUUGAUGCAGCAGGAAAUCAGCCUGGUUUCGCCUUUCAUUCGACCCAUGGGAAACGUGCUGCAGCUGCUGAGACCCCAAACUAGCGACUCGGGCCGCUACAUUUGUGUCGCCAACAAUCCACUCGGGGAAGACAGGCGAGACGUGACUUUGACGGUGACCGCACCGUUGUCGGCCUACAUCCGUCCGCAGCAGCAGAUGGUGGACGCAGGGUCGGUGGCCAACAUGAAUUGCACCAUCGCUGGAGACGCGGCCGGCCCUUUGGAGGUCGCGUGGUUCAAGGACGGACGACCCCUCAACAUGGGUGGCCGCCACACUUACACGGAGGGAGGAAAAGUGCUCACCAUUCACGGCGUGGCCAGGAAUGACAAGGGCAUGUACCAGUGCUUGGUCAGGGGAAGCGAAGACAACGCUCAGGGCAGCUCGGAGCUCACGCUAGGAGCCGUGGCUCCAGAGCUCCACGGCACCUUCAUUGCUCAAACAAUCCAGCCAGGGCCGAGCGUGUCCCUGAGAUGUGCGGCCUCAGGGUCUCCUCACCCACACAUCACUUGGCUGCUGGACGGUGCAGAACUCGGGGGAAGCAACGGCCUGGUGCUCAAUUCCUUCCUGGCCUCCGGAGGCGACGUCGUCAGCCACCUGAACAUCACCUCUGCCAGGGUCCACCACGGCGGACUUUACACCUGCCUCGCCUCGAAUGCGGCAGGGACGGCGUCUCACUCUGCCCCGCUCAAUGUUUACGGGCCUCCUUCUGCACGGCCUCCUCGCAACCUGACCGUCGUCGCUGGCACUGACGUGUACCUGCGUUGCCCAGUGGCCGGAUUUCCCAUUUCCAGCGUGACCUGGCGUCAGGGGGAUUCAUCUCUGCCCGCCAACCCUCGACAAAGGGUCUUUUCAAAUGGCACCCUGCUCAUCAAAAACGUCGAGGGUAGCAUCGAUAGCGGGAAGUACUCCUGCGUCGUUUCUAAUACUCAAGGACAAUCUGCACAAUCCAGUCUUGGCCUCGAUAUCAUGAAGCCGCCAGAAAUUGCACCUUUUCAAUUUCCGGCCACUCUUCGAGAGGGAAUGCGCGCCCAGGUGUCGUGCAGCAUCAUCUCCGGUGACUUUCCCAUUUCCAUUUCGUGGAAAAAGGACGGCGCCCCUCUCGCGCCCGAGCCCGACGUCGCCGAGCAGCAACACCAAUUCUUCAGCAACCUUCUGUUCAUGAACCUGGCCGCGAGACACUCUGGCCAGUACACGUGCAUCGCCAACAACGCCGCUGCCACCGCCAACUACACUGCCAGACUCGUAGUCAGAGUCGCUCCAAUGUGGGAACUCGAGCCCAAAGAUACGUCCGUGCUCUACCAGCACUCUGUUGUCCUUCACUGCCAGGCGAGCGGUUUUCCGCACCCGACGUCCACAUGGAUGCGGUCCAGAGGUUCGGCGUCAGACGAGUUCGUCCCUCUGCAGCCUGGUCCCCGUCAAUUCAUCGCUAACAAUGGCUCCAUUGUGAUCCACGCGGCCGACUCAUCUCAUCAGGGCCACUACAUGUGCCAGGCAAACAAUGGCAUCGGCCCCGGACUGAGCAAAUCAAUUUUCCUCAGAGUCAGUGUUCCAGCACAUUUCAGCCAACGGGCGAUCAACCAGAGCGCCGUGGCGGGCGAGUCGACGGUGCUCGUGUGUCCCGCGCUUGGAGACGCGCCGCUGCGAGUGACGUGGGUGUCCGGGCCGCGCUCCCUGUCCAUGGGGCAAAUGCGCGAGGUGUCGACGACCGGGGGCGGCGUGGCGGCCGAGCUGCACCUGAACGCCCUCACGCGCCGCGACACCGGCGCCUACCGCUGCGUGGCCAGCAACGAGUUCGGCCAGGACGAGCUCACCCUCCACUUGAACGUCAAGGAGCCUCCCGAAUCUCCGACCGGAGUUGCUCUUCAGGAAGCGACGAGCAGAUCAAUUACCAUUGGAUGGUCGGCUCCGUAUUCAGGUCAUGCAGCAAUUUCACAUUACGUGGUUCAAUAUAGAGAACAACACACUACGCUUCCAGCCAGCAUAAGUCCCCCGAACUCGCCGGAGAGCACGUGGCAGAACGCGACCGUGGGCAGCGAUGUGAGGAACGCGCGCGUGUCCGGCCUGCGACCGGCCACUGCCUAUUUGCUGCGCGUCAUGGCCGUCAACGAAGUGGGCCUCGGCGCGCCCAGUCAGCCCGCCCUGCUGGCACUGACCACCCAAGAGGCGCCGAGUGGACCACCUGUCGACGUGUCCGCCGAGUCGAGUUCGCCCGACAGCCUACAAGUCAGAUGGAAGCCGCCCGCGUCGACCUACUCGAACGGCGAAAUCCUCGGCUAUCAAGUGGCGUACAAGGAGGUGUCCGCCCUCGGCGAGUCGCCGCCGCAGCUGCGGAGGGUGAGGGGCCGCAACCGACUCGAGAUCAACCUCUCCGACCUCAAGCAGUUCACCAGGUAUCAGAUUACUGUCAGGGCAUUCAACCAAGUUGGACACGGACCCUCGUCGCCGCCGCUCAUUGUCACGACCAAGCAAGGGGUUCCAGAAUCAGCCCCCACAAAUUUCCGCUGCAAAAUGCAAUCAUCCCAGAGUAUCUGGACCCGAUGGGACCCACCGCCUGUUGAAAAAAGAAACGGAAUUAUUGAGGGCUACAAAGUGUUUUAUCAACUCGUUUCCUCAUAUUCAAUUGACUUGACGUCAGAAGUUGAGGUUAAGAAAACAACCAACCUAGAGACGAGCAUCCAUGGCCUCUCCUAUUACGGCAACUACAGUUUGAGGGUGGCGGCGCACACAGCCGUCGGGGAUGGUGUGCGGUCGGCCCCGAUUUUUUGCACCACUGACGAAGAUGUUCCUGGUCCACCUGAACAAAUUAAGGCCGUCUCCAUGACGUCGGAGAGCAUCUUGGUCACUUGGUCGCGACCGGCUCGGCCUAAUGGGAUCAUCACGAGAUAUCAUGUUUACAUCAACGCAGUGCAGCAAAGCGGACCAAAAGAGGUAAUCAAAGAGGUUGUUUUCGGCGAUCGCGAUCCCACUUUUGAAGCGCGCAGACUGAAGGAAUUCACAACUUACGAAUUCUGGAUCACGGCCUCUACAAGAGUGGGCGAGGGUCAGCCGAGCGCCAAAGUCACCCAGUCACCCGUUUUGCGAGUCCCUGCUCGCAUCGCCGGCUUCUCUCGAAAGCACGUCGUCAACUUGGGCCAGGCAGUGAGCCUGAGUUGCAUAAACGUGGGGCUUCCAGCGCCGGAGAAAGUUUGGAAGUUGCAAGGACGAACCCUCAGCUCAUCCGACAGCGCCAAUCUGCAAAUUAUGCCUGACAACAGCCUUUCGGUGGCUUCGGUCGGAACUUCUGACCAGGGAAACUACACGUGUCACGUCGAGAACAUUUACGGCAAGGACGAGAUACAUUACGAAGUGGUUGUUAGGGUGGCACCUUCCAUUCCAACCCUGAACGUGCUGGCCGCUGGAAGCAGUAGUCUCACUCUUCAGUGGAGACUCACCGACGACGGAGGCAGCCCAGUUACAGCCUUUGUAAUUCACUAUAGAAAGGAAAACGCCAUUGAGUGGCAACAUCACAUGGUGGACGCAGACAGAAGAAACUAUGUCUUAUCAAAAUUGGCCUGUGGAACAUCCUACAACGUCCACAUUUCUGCCAUCAACAAAGUCGGCAAAGGAAAGCACAGCCCCACGACCUCCGUUUCAACCAAAGGAUCUGCUCCGAGAGCGCCGACCCAAGAGGAAUUUCUCGAAGUCAACUCCACCUGCGUGACCCUUUUCUUGGACUCGUGGCCCAGUGGAGGGUGCGCCAUAAAUUACUUCACUGUGGAGCUGCGGGAAGCUCGUCAGGGUGUGCCGUGGACCCUGAUUUCCAGCAAAAUCUCACCAGACCAGGGAGAAGUGACUUUGAAGGACCUUCAUCCCUCCCGAUGGUACUCAGUCAGGGUUGGUGCGCAAAGUGACACCGGUUCUGCCCAGCAAGAAUAUCUUUUCGCCACCAGAAACUCUCUUGAAGAAAUCGUUAUGCCUGACAUGGAACCCCAAAGGCCGGGAUCGCAGCACUCUGUGUCCUUCACCGACCCCACUGUAAUUGUGCCAAUCAUCUCUGGUCUCAUUUGCACAGCCGCUGUUGCUGUCUGCGUGUGCAUAGUUGUCAGGAGGAGGCAAUACGAGGGCUACCAGCAAAGCUCAAGCAGCAGCACUAGCGUGACCACGGCAGAGCAGAACCGGUACUUGGGGAAAACGCUCUUGAUGGAAAUGGAAAACAAGAGGAACGCGGACCAGCAGCACCACCGAGGCCAACUUUACUCGCCCAGCCCUGCACGUAAGGCAGCCGAUUCUUCCCUGAGCUGUCACAAAGGCAGUGAUACCACUUCCGCCCAAGACUAUGAAAUCUGCCCUUACGCGACGUUCAGCCUGAACACGGCGCCGCCACCGCCGCAGAACAACGGCCACCAGACGAUGGACUAUUGCAUGCAGUUCCAGACGUUCAGCCAGCAGGACUGCUACGCCGGCCAGCCGAACACGUCGUCGUUGGCCUCGGCGCAGACCAGCAGCUACAAGGGCGGCGGAGGCGCGGCCAACAAGGAGUACUACUCGCGGGUGCGCCGCAAGUCCAACGGCCGCAUCAUGACCAACGCCGGCGAGGCCACCUGCUUACCAAAACGUACAUCCAAUAGCCCUCCAGAUGGUCUCAGUUUAGAGAUUUCUUGCAUAUCAAGCCAGCAGACUCUGCCUUUGAGCAGUACUGCUGGCGUGUCCUCUUCGAACGGGGGUCGGAGUCGGCAGAGCAGGCACUCGCCGCCACCCAUGGGACGUCCACGAAGUUGUGCCAUGGCUGACAGUGCUGACUCGCAAUCGGACAGCAGUGCCAGCAGGGUGAACGCCAACUUCAGCUCCAGAUCCACAUAUCACUUGCACAGUCAAAAACAAGACAAAAUGUAUGAGCGGGACUCGAGCACCGAGUCGGCCGAGGCGUCGCCCGAGGUCACGCACAGGUCGCGCAGAUGUGAGGGGCCAACCAGGCGGCCAAGUGGUGGCGGAGCCCUGGGCCAGAACCCCCUCCAGCCGCCCUCGGGCUUCUCGGACUCCCACGAACUGUCCGAGGCCGAGUGCGACCGGACGGAGCGAAUUCCCAGCACCAGACCCCGAGUGGACUCGCACCAGAUGCCGGGACUACCCCUUUUCCGUCACGAGCAACUCGAGCAGGAACUCGUUUCUUUAGUUAAAAGGUACAGAAAUGAACGAGACAAGGAGAAGCAGGACUACACCAUUCACGUCUGAAUAGACUGAGCGCUGACUAAAUUAGGAUAAUGAACAUUAUGUGCGCGAUUUUAAGUUUUCCAUUUUUAAUAAAAAAAAAUUCAUAAAAGUUCUAUACUCAAGCUUCUUAAAACUGCUACUGGAAAAUGGAAAUUUUUGUCCAAAAUAAUCAGUGUUACACACCAGAGAAACCCUGACACGAUUUAAUGAGUUGCUUUUAGCCUAUCGUUGUAAUUUGUAACAAAAAUAUCGUUGCUACCCCCAUUGUGAUUAAAAGUGAUAAAAAAGAUUGUCAUCAAAAGCUUACAUGUGUAUGAAAUAUGACUAAAAUAUUGGCAAAAGUUAUAAAAAUGUUCUGAACGUGUGGCGAAAAAAUGCCAAAAAUGUUUUAAAAAAUAAAGUUUUUAUUAAAUCUCACUCACCCUUUGUAUG